AUGGAUCCGGUUGAGUGCCAUCGAUCGGCGGCUGAGUUGUUACAAGCUCAAACUCACAUCUACAACCACACCUUUAGCUUUAUCAACUCGAUGGCACUCAAGUCUGCUGUUGAGCUUGGAAUCGCCGACGUUAUCCACACCCACGGCAAACCCAUCACCCUUGCUGAACUCGUUGCCGCGCUCAACAUUGGGACAACCAAGACGGCUUACGUGUAUCGCCUGAUGCGGGUGCUCGUCCACUCUGGUUUCUUCCGAGUAGUGGAAGAAGCUUACGUGUUAACACCAUCUUCGAAAUUGCUGGUCAAGGACGAUCCGAACUGCUUGUCUACCAUGGUGAAGAUGCUGACUCAACCUGAGUUCCUAACUCUGAGUCACGUCUUGAAAGAUUGGAUGAAGGAUGGCCAGGUUUCUUCCAGUACUACAGCAUUUGAGAAAGCACAUGGAAUGGCGUUUUGGGAGUAUGCCAAUGGAAAACUUGAAUUCAAUGCCCUUUUCAAUGAAGCCAUGGAUUGUGAUUCUGCCAUGAUGAACUUGACUGUGAGAGUUUGUGGAGUGGUUUUCCAAGGAAUUGAUUCUUUGGUUGAUGUUGGUGGAGGGACAGGGACAUUUGGCAGGAUAUUAACAGAGGCUUUUCCUGGUAUGAAAUGUAAGGUUCUUGAGCUUCCUCAAGUUAUUGAUCACUUGACUGGUACCUCAGGGAGCUUGGAGUUUGUUCAAGGAGAUAUGUUUCAACAUGUCCCUUCUGCCCACGCCGUCUUGCUCAAGACGAUUUUGCACGAUUGGGAUGAUGAAGAGUGUGUUAAGAUCCUGAAGAAAUGCAAGGAAGCAAUUUUGAGCAGAGGGGAGGGAGGGAAGGUGAUAAUCAUUGACAUUGUGAUGAACGAGAAGAAGGAUGAACAUGAAUUGGCUGGAACGAAGCUCUUGUAUGACUUGUUGAUGAUGUUGGUGGUUAAUGGGAAGGAGAGGAGCGAAAAAGAAUGGGAGAGGCUCUUCUUGGAAGCUGGUUUCAAGCACUACAAGAUCACUGCUUUGGUUGGCCUUAGGUCGCUUAUUGAAGUUUUUCCUUAA
Molecule: messenger RNA, 1068 nt
Organism: Linum trigynum
Lineage: Eukaryota; Viridiplantae; Streptophyta; Magnoliopsida; Malpighiales; Linaceae
Source: the annotation of a GenBank genome assembly